GCAUCCGCGACCGUGACACUGGACCACGUCGAAUCGAAUCGGUCGGUGUGCACAUCACACACAUACACGAGUCGUCCGGGCCGCAAAACGUUUCGCCAAACACUCGACGCGCACCAGACAGACCGACCGACAGACAGACGGACGGACAGACGGACAAUAGCUCGUCCCGUAAGCGCACAACACUUGCACCGCACAGCAGUACAAAAUGAUUGCCGGCCACCGAAUGUGCCUGUUGACGCUGGUCGUCCUCCUGGCGGCCACGCAGACCCUGCAGGCAGCCACCCCGAAGCCCGACAGGGGACAGGUCCGGUUCACCGACAACCAACACAUCCCUGUCCGGCCGAAAGCAGCCGUCGCCGAACCGGCCAAGACGAAGUCUUCGUCACCGACCAAGUCUAAAAAGCCGUCGGUACCCGCGCCAGCGGACGCCAAGAAAAAGACGCCCGUCAAGCCUUCCGUCGCCGCCGCGGCCGCAGCUGUCAAGAAAUCUUCGAAACCAGUUCAAGACAAACAGAGAAGUGAGUUUGAUGAAUAUAUGCGUCAACAAAUUCAACAAUGGCAAAUUGCAGUUGUAAAUGGUCAACAAGUAUCACCACCUGCAGGAUCACAACCUUCCGGACAACCACCAUCUAGUGUAUGGAUCCAGGUCCCAGCUAACGGAUAUUACCCUCCACCGUCAUACCCAUACCCGUCAUACCCUCCUCAGCAAUACCCACAACCAUCUUACCCGCCUCCUUCUUACCCACAACCAUCUUAUCCGCCACCAUCAUAUCCACCCCCGUCUUAUCCACCACCAUCUUAUCCACCACCAUCAUAUCCACCACCUGCAUACCCUCAACCAUCACCAUAUCCCCAACCGUCUCCGUAUCCUCAACCUUCACCAUACCCACAACAACCAUUGUAUCCACCACAACCUGCCCCGAGUCCAGUUUCUGAGGAGCAAGAAUUAUCUACUUCUGCACCAUCAGAGGGAAACCCAUCACAACCGGAAACACCUGGAGAAGCAACUUCUCAACCAGAAUACCCAUCUUCACCAGCACCAGAAUAUCCAUCCCCACCAGCACCAGAAUAUCCAUCUCCGCCAGCACCAGAAUACCCAUCAUCUACGUUAGCUCCAGAAUACCCACCAUCUACUUCAGCACCAGAAUACCCACCAUCUACACCAGCACCAGAGUACCCACCGUCUACGCCAGCACCAGAGCCGGGAACUCCACCACCAGGAGUUUCUGAACCUGAAAUUCCAGAAAUCACUCAAGCUCCGGAGUAUAUUACUUCCAAACCAGAAGCCUCUACAGAUCUACCAGAAGUGAUCCCGACAUAUCCUGAAACACAACAACCCGAGCAGCCAGGAGUACCUUUAUAUCCUGGUCAACCAGGAGAAGUACCAACCACCGUGCAACCAGAAACUUCAUCUGAAACUUCCACUGAUCAACCAACUUAUCCGGGAAAACCUAGUUCUGAAGCACCUGAAGAAGAACCAGAAGUCACUACUAGUCCAGGAUCCACAUACUCUCCAGAUCCUGAUUCUCCUUCACCGACUGGACCACCAUCGACAGACGCAUUAAAAGCUCAAUGUAAGGAACCCAGAGGACAAUUCCCGAGUGAAAGUUCUUGCAACAAGUUCAUAAACUGUUGGGAUGAAACUGCAGUCGAACAGACGUGUCCCGCAGGAUUGGUAUUUAACCCAGACAAACGAUACUGUGACUAUCCGGCAAAUGUAGAUUGUGGCUCUAAGCCUAUAACAGUGGGGACUGAAAACGGCAAUAACACAAAAUGUCCAGACGGUUACGGAACGUACCGUAGUAAGGAAAAUUGCGGAGCUUUCUAUGUCUGUGUAGCUGGAUCUCCAGUAGAUUUUGUUUGCCCCGGUGGAACAAAUUACAACGAAGAUUUGAAAAUCUGUGACUAUCCAUACCGUGUGAACUGCAACGGAUUGCCGAGCAACCCUGAACCAAUUGAAACGGCUACUGAAACCGAAGUCAACACCACAUAUGCCCCCGAAGUAUCGUCCACUACUCCAUAUGUUCCGCUGUCUUCGGCUGAGUCUUCACCAGCUACUGAAAUCGUUCCGACAUCGUCGACGUCCACCGCUGUUGCCCCAGUCGCCGACCCAAUAGCCAUUUACAAUUACAACUUAAGAAAAAUACCACCAAGCAUGGUAAAUACCGGCGUGCGUUGUAGUCACAAGAGUAUUUACCGACUUACACCAGACUGUUCUUCGGUGACCCUCUGCCGCAACGGAUUCACUAACAUCCUCAACUGUGGACAUGCUACCAGCUACGAUAUAGUCAGCCAAAAGUGUUUGCCAAGUCAAAGAGCAAACUGCGGACGAUCAGCCUAGAUGCACAGUAAUUGAUGAUAAGUAAAUGGAGACUCGACCAUUGAAAAAAUAAACAACCCAAAAACAAACAAGAAUUGUAUCUGUCUGUAUUGUUCAAUCAACAUUAUUAUUAAGUUAUUUAUUAUGAAAUGCGUAAUGUAAUUCUCAUUUCUCAUAUAAUUUUUUGUGCCCUUUUG
This is a messenger RNA of Myzus persicae (green peach aphid), 2517 nucleotides long. RefSeq names its product proteoglycan 4-like. Gene Ontology annotation, molecular function: chitin binding. Bases 206 to 2341 code for a protein of 711 amino acids. Lineage: Eukaryota; Metazoa; Arthropoda; Insecta; Hemiptera; Aphididae. The transcript has 6 exons. The record is from RefSeq and is a predicted model, not a curated record. Gene Ontology annotation, cellular component: extracellular region.